Messenger RNA from Prorocentrum cordatum, 511 nucleotides. Lineage: Eukaryota; Dinophyceae; Prorocentrales; Prorocentraceae. The record is from the annotation of a GenBank genome assembly.
GGCGAGGGUAUGGCUGGGCCCGGAGCCAACCCCUACGCCGCCAAUCGCCAUGCGGACGUGCUCCACGAGGAGCCCCCAGACGAGGCCGGCAAGCUGCGGCUGGUGGCCGAGGUGAAGAACCGCGCCAAGGGCGCUUUCGCCCAGAAGGACAUGCCCAGCGCGGAGCUCCUUUACGGCAAAGCCAUCUCGGUGCUGGAGAGUCUCCCGGACAAGCGGGAGGCGGCGCUGUAUUCGAACAGGUCCAUGGUCCGGCUGAACUUGAAUAAGGUUGAGGAGGCCUUGGCCGAUGCCAACAAGUGCAUCGAGGUAGACCCCACAUUUGUCAAGGCCUUUCACAGGAAGGCGACCGCGCUCACUCGGCUCAACGAGUUCGACGACGCGGUGGCUGCGGCCGAGGAGGGCAGGAAGCUCCAGCCCGACGACAAGUCGUGGACGGAGCUCGUGGAGAAGGCCCAGAAGCUGAAGGAGGAGGACGCGGCCGACAAGGCCCGGCUCAAGAAAGAUGCGCAGG